AUUACUUAAUUUCUGAAUAUUUCAGUCGAAUCACAUUGGUUGCAAACUAGAUGAAGAGAUGUGGUGAAGUCAUGAAUGAUCAAACAAUCGAGAACAAGGUGACGAGAACUCUCUCCUCAAAGUUUGAGUACAUUGGAGAGGUAAUUGAAGGAUCAAAGGACUUGACAGAUAUGAAGGUUGAAGAAUACAAGUAUACAACGUUCUUUGAAAGCUCGUGAACAAUGUAUCUUGGAGUAGAUAUGUAUUUUUACUAUUUUUGACAAAGCUCGUGAACAGCAUUUGUCCUCUAAGCUAGGAUUUCUAGACAAAUCGAUGUAGAUUUGUUAAACUUGGAUAUUUAUUUAUUUUUUACUAAAAACCGAACCAUUAAACCCCCUGUCCAAGUAAUGGAUAUGGAGGGAUUAACUGUGAACCAAAAUGAAUGAUAGAGAUGAGGUAAAUAUAGAAAAUUGACAGUAGUACAUUGAAUUUAACACACGUAGGUUAGAAAAAAAAAUUCGUUGGAAUUCCAACCAAAAUGGGACAUGCAAUUGGAGAUUGGUUCAACCCACACUAUGCAUUCUCAAUUCCAAUUUUGUUACAUUCUCAUAAUAAUUAGAAUAGAACCCCUUCCAGAUUUUCAUUUUUUCCUUUCAUAAUUUCUAAUCAAAUUCAUUAUUGCUGAGUUUUGUUCGAAUGUUGAAUCUUAAAAAGGUUGCUCAAUGUGAUGUAAUGUAAUGUUGGAAACUGUUCAGGAAAUUGCCGUAUAUCUUCAUAGAUUUCACAAUCUUGAUCUCUUUAAGCAAGGAUGGUAUCGGAUUAAGAUUAAAGUACGAUGGGAAGAUAGUGAAAAUAUUAAUUCAUUCGGUAUUCCAGCUAGAGUUGUUCAAUACGAAGCUCCUGAUCUGGACCAAAGCAGUAUUUAUGGAGCAUGGAAGAUUGAUGAUACAGAAAAUAGUUUCUCAACACAGACCUUUCGGAUAAAAUAUGCUAGACAGGAUGUUCAUUUAUGUAUGAUGAUCUCGUUCGACUUAUCACGUAGUAGAUCUAUGGAUUUAACUACAAAUGGGGUUAUUUUAAAGUUUGAGCUUAUUUAUGCUUCGACACUUGAGGAUGGGGAUGAUCUGGAUGCUUCUCCGGCUGCUAUCCAUGAAUUCCGAAUUCCUCCUAAAGCUCUGUUAGGAUUGCAUUCGUAUUGUCCCGUUCAUUUUGAUGCUUUACAUGCGGUACUUGUUGAUGUAAGUGUACAUGUCAGUCUACGGAGAGCUGCCUCUUACUCAUCUGCCUCGAAGCGCUUCAGAGGUGUUACUUCUCUAGAUGUGAAAGAUAUCAUGCUUGUCAGAGCAUUAUUAACUUCUCGUGAUUUAUUGCUGGAAGAACUACACAAAAUGAACAAAGCAAUUGGUGAAGCUAUAGAUACGUCAGAUUUUGUGUCAAAAAUGAAUAACGCGGACUUAAUAAAUUUUGCGGCACAAGCAAAUGGGUUUGCAAUAGAUGGUGAAGUUUUAGAACAAGGCAAGCCACAAAAUGGUCUUGAGGGAGGAAAUGGGGCUCAGGAUAUUCCGAAUGCUGAAAACCUCCAUUCCCUGUCUCAAAGUGAACUGUUGAACUGUUUUCAUUCAUUGGGAGAUCAACUGCACUAUUUAUGGAAGAUAUUUUUAAAAAUUCAUAGAGAAAACAAGACAGAGAUACUAGGACUUUUACACAAUACAUGGGCCAAGGAUCGGAAAGCUGAGUGGUCAAUAUGGAUGAUUUAUUCUAAGGUAGAGAUGCCUCAUCAUUAUAUUAAUAGUGGGAGUGAUGACUCUUCCCGUCGUGCUAUGCACAAAAGAGUUUCCAGUUUGUGGAAGUUACCUGAUGAGCCUCUUGAAACUGCAAUUUCAUGUGCUGAACUUCAUCGGAGGAGCAUUGCACAGAUGCGGAUUAACGGCCGUUCAAUUCAAGACAUGCAGAUAUUUGGAGAUCCUUUGCGUAUACCAGUUGUGCUUGUUGAAAGGGUGAUGAAUGUACCACGGCGUAGUACCAGUGAAAUUCCACUCCUAGGACAUGUUGGACUUGUGGAUUCACAUAGCUUAACAAAUGGGCUGGGGAGUCAUACUUUCAGGAAGAAAUCUGCACCAAAAAGUAAUGUUCGUGUGUUGAAGAUUGUUGUCUUUGUGCAUGGGUUUCAGGGGCAUCAUCUGGAUCUACGACUAGUUCGGAAUCAAUGGCUUUUGAUAGAUCCUAAAGUAGAAUUUCUCAUGUCAGAGGCUAAUGAAGAUAAAACAAAUGGAGAUUUCAAAGAAAUGGGACAUAGGCUAGCUCAGGAAGUUAUUUCUUUUGUUAAAAGCAAAAUGGACAGAGUAACAAGAUACGGGAAACUGGGAGAUAUUAAGCUAAGUUUUGUUGGACAUUCAAUGGGUAAUCUCAUUAUAAGAACAGCGAUAGCCGAUAAAAUGAUGCAGCCAUAUCUAAGACACCUACAUACAUAUGUUUCAGUAUCUGGUCCACACUUGGGAUAUCUUUAUAGUUCAAACUCAUUAUUUAAUUCUGGAAUGUGGUUUCUGAAGAAGCUAAAAAACACACAGUGCAUUCAUCAGCUCUCCUGCACGGAUGAUCCAGAUUUGCAAAAGACAUUCCUGUAUAAACUGUGUAAGAAGAAGACCUUGGAACAUUUUAGGAAUGUUAUCUUGAUAUCUUCUCCUCAGGAUGGCUAUGUGCCUUACCAUUCUGCUAGAAUUGAAUCAUGCCAGGCUGCUUCGCAUGACACUUCAAAGAAGGGUAAAAUGUUCCUAGAGAUGCUGAAUGCUUGUUUGGACCAAAUACGUGCCAACCCCUCUGAACAUCGAGUAUUCAUGCGAUGUGAUGUAAAUUUUGAUGCCUCUGCCCAUGGCAAGAAUUUGAACUCUUUCAUUGGGCGGGCUGCACAUAUUGAAUUUCUUGACUCAGACAUUUUUGCAAUGUUCAUAAUGUGGUCUUUCCCAGAUCUAUUUCGAUAGCACAUAGCAGGUAUUGUCAUUUGUCCUCACACAGAGUAUACAAAUUCUGGGUUCAUGAACUUUAAGAUGUUUAUAUUGAACACAGUUGUGUACAUCCAUAGGAAGAACCAAGGACAUAUUGGUGUAAUCAUUUUAGUUUAGUGUUUAGUAAAAUUAUUUGUUGAAAUGGUAAUGUGUAUAUAUAUGGUUCAAAAUUUUCCCGUUGCUAUAGCUAAUACAACUAUAAU
Molecule: messenger RNA, 3184 nt
Organism: Medicago truncatula (barrel medic)
Lineage: Eukaryota; Viridiplantae; Streptophyta; Magnoliopsida; Fabales; Fabaceae
Product: protein FAM135A
Exons: 13
Coding region: 717-2957 (746 amino acids)
Biological process (GO): lipid metabolic process
Source: RefSeq, a predicted model, not a curated record